CGCUCUUCCCGCCAUUCCUGGUUCCCGCCGAAUAAUGGAGGAUCACAGACAGAAGGAUUUUCCUCUGAAUGACGCGCUUCACGAGCUUCUGCAGCAGGGGGCGACGCGCGCGAGUCAGCUGAGGGACGCGCAGCGCGAGCACGACACACUGCAGGCAUCUCUUCUGCAGCUGGACCGGAGCUGUGAGUCUGUGUGCUCUCAGGUGAAGCUGAAGGAGAAGAUGCUCACUGCUCUUCAGUGUGAUGUGGAGCAGCUUCAGCGCAGCGUCCUCCGUCUGGACGCACAGAUCCACAGCGUCCUGCUGGAGAACCUGGAGCUCAGAAACUGUACGGAGGAGCAUCAGGAGCGCCGGCGCUCACAGCAGACAGAGUUCAGCUCGCACCGCAGCCGUAUGAGAGACUACAGGACGGCCGUGUGUCUGCAGGACAGCCGAGCACAUCUCCAUCAGGAGCUCCAGCAGAAGCAGCAGGAGGCGUCUGGACUCAGACACACGCUGGACGAGCUGAAGACAGACCUCCAGAAACCAGACGCUAGUGCUGUCCGUCAGACGCAGAAGGACAUCGAUCUUCUCCAGGCCAGUAUCCGUGCAGCGAGACAGACUGUGCUGGAGAGAAAAGCUCAUCUGGAGAACCAACAGCGGACACAGACACAGCUGAGGAGAGAGAUCGAGAUUCAGGAGCGCAGAUGCGAGGCCAUCCUGAAGCGGCUGCGCAGUCAGCUGAAGAAAGCUCAGUCUGGACACCGUCAGCUGCGCAGUGACAUCACACACCUGCAGACGCAGCUGGACGAGCUCAGGGGUCAGCUGGACGCCUCCUAAUGGCCGGUGAGCUCUCGUGCUCAUCUCUGUGUAACACACAAGUUCAGUCUGUGGGGACGUGUUCAGUCCUGCACUGCUCAGUGUGUGUUUGGAUGUUUCCUGUCUGAACUGACGCGUGUUAGUGUUAAAUGAGGUUCUAGUUCUAGAGCGUCUGUGUGAAAGUGUGUGUCGUUUCCACUGAAACCAUCCGAGAGCAGCUUCAGAUCCGCUGUUAGAGUGAGGAUGAUUCAGAUUCACUGACUCCUGUUCAACCAGAUCACAGUUCACCAGCUCUCGUGUGACAUCAGCAUUAAAACAACUAACACUUCAAGCAUUUUGUUCAAAUUCAGUCCUUUAUUGCACUAACACACACACAC
Molecule: messenger RNA, 1173 nt
Organism: Carassius auratus (goldfish)
Lineage: Eukaryota; Metazoa; Chordata; Actinopteri; Cypriniformes; Cyprinidae
Product: coiled-coil domain-containing protein 122-like
Exons: 5
Coding region: 35-817 (260 amino acids)
Source: RefSeq, a predicted model, not a curated record